Messenger RNA from Rattus rattus (black rat), 1355 nucleotides. It is a transcript of the gene Pinx1, whose product is annotated as PIN2 (TERF1) interacting telomerase inhibitor 1. The record is from RefSeq and is a predicted model, not a curated record. Gene Ontology annotation, molecular function: nucleic acid binding; telomerase inhibitor activity. Gene Ontology annotation, biological process: regulation of ribosome biogenesis. Gene Ontology annotation, cellular component: nucleolus. NCBI's taxonomy places the organism in Eukaryota, Metazoa, Chordata, Mammalia, Rodentia, Muridae.
CGCCCGAGUGAAACUCUGGACCCGGCGUGCUCUAUGAGCCGGCUUCUUCCCUAACUGCACUUCAGGCUCCUCAUAACCGCUGGGCGCCAGACCAGAGGCAGCGCUCGACAGACUUGCGACAAUGUCGAUGCUAGCGGAGCGUCGGCGGAAGCAGAAAUGGGCUGUGGAUCCCAGAAAUACUGCGUGGAGUAAUGAUGAUUCCAAGUUUGGCCAGAAGAUGCUUGAGAAGAUGGGGUGGUCUAAAGGAAAGGGUUUGGGGGCUCAGGAGCAAGGAGCCACAGAACAUAUUAAAGUUAAAGUUAAAAAUAACCACCUGGGACUUGGAGCUACAAACAAUAAUGAAGACAACUGGAUUGCUCACCAGGAUGACUUCAACCAGCUUUUGGCAGCACUCAACACCUGCCAUGGUCAGGAAACAGCAGAUUCCUCAGACAACAAGGAAAAGAAAUCUUUUAGCCUUGAAGAAAAAUCCAAAAUCUCCAAAAACCGGGUUCAUUAUAUGAAAUUCACCAAAGGGAAGGACCUGUCCUCUCGGAGCGAAACCGACCUGGAUUGUAUUUUUGGAAAAAGGAGGAACAAGAAGCUUGCUCAGGAUGGCUGCAGCAACUCCACUGCGGAUGAGGCGGACACCUCCCUGACCACGACCACGACCACAACCAGUGCCUUCACCAUCCAGGAAUAUUUUGCCAAGAGGAUGGCCCAGUUAAAGAGCAAGCCACAGGCCGCAGCUCCAGGGUCUGACCUUUCAGAGACCCCCAUUGAAUGGAAAAAGGGAAAGAAAAAAACCAAAGAGGCAGCAGGCACAGAUGUAGAGAACUCUCCCCAACACAAGACUAAGCGGCAUAAAAUGAAGAAGCGAGUGGAAGCAGAGGGGCCUGCGGCCAAGAAGAGAGACCAAGCCGAGCUGCAGCCUGGAGGCCCCAGUGGGGACGAGUGUUCUGAUGCCUCUGUGGAGGCUGCAGAGGAUCGUGUGCAGACACCAGACACCCAGGAUGAUGUCCCAAAGCCCAGGAAGAGAAGAGCAAAGAAGACGCUGCAGAGGCCAGGAGGAGUGGCAGUAGACACUGCACCGGACAGUGCACCGGUGAAGAGGAAGAAGAAGAAAGUUUCCAGAUAGCGAGUGGCUAGCAGGGUCUCCAACCACUCAGCACACCGCAGGGCAGAACGCCCUGGCCUGGUCCGAGCGCAGCGAGCCCCAGCAGCUCAGCAUCUUUCAACUGCCCACAGGUUGCUGGCUCUAUGCACCACAUCUCCCCCAAGUCACCUUCCUAGGAGAACUGAUUUGAAUGUUCCAGAUCGUGACUUUCAAUAAAUAAAAUAACUUUUAAUAAACAAAUAGAUUCUUUUUUAAAUUC